This is a messenger RNA of Aspergillus homomorphus CBS 101889, 630 nucleotides long. RefSeq lists its product as uncharacterized. Gene Ontology annotation, cellular component: tRNA-intron endonuclease complex. Gene Ontology annotation, biological process: tRNA splicing, via endonucleolytic cleavage and ligation; tRNA-type intron splice site recognition and cleavage. The coding region runs from base 1 to 630 and encodes 209 amino acids. Lineage: Eukaryota; Fungi; Ascomycota; Eurotiomycetes; Eurotiales; Aspergillaceae. The transcript is spliced from 2 exons. The record is from RefSeq and is a predicted model, not a curated record. Gene Ontology annotation, molecular function: nucleic acid binding.
AUGACCACAACAACACCCCCCACCCCCUCCGCCCUAACAACCCUCAUAACCUCAAUCACAACACCAACACCACCAGAAACCCAGCAAAAAUCCUCACAAUCACAACAACAUCCCGCUUUAACCCACCAAGUCCUCCACAACCUCCAACACCAACACCUCUGGACCUCCCUCCAGAUCCACCAACUCCAGGCCCCGUCAAGCACGAGCAGCAACGACACCACCGCAGACCCGAACCCCAUAACUCUCAUCUCGGGAAUUCCCCCGCACCGCCUCUACACCCACCCAGACGAACAGCUCUACCUCCUCGAGCGCGGCCUCCGCGAGGAGGACCUCGAGCUGGAGCGGAUGUUCGUUCUCCCGACUGUGCAGGGCCAGACGUGGAGUCUGCGGAGGCUGGCGGGGGUGUUUGAUGGGUUUCCUUUGCAGGAGGAAUUUUUCCUUAACAAGCACAGCGGCAGCAAAACGGACAAGUUGAGGGAGUACUACCGGUACCGGGAAAAGGCUCGCGCGACGAGGGAAUGGGGUGGGAAGAGGCUGCUGCUGGCUAUGGUGGAUCGGCAGAUGGGAGGCGAUAGUACCGUUGUCUACUAUGUUGUGCAGGAUGGGGCGGUCAAACCGAGACAGAAUUGA